This is a messenger RNA of Malassezia sympodialis ATCC 42132, 819 nucleotides long. RefSeq lists its product as uncharacterized. Gene Ontology annotation, cellular component: proteasome core complex, alpha-subunit complex; proteasome core complex. The record is from RefSeq and is a predicted model, not a curated record. The transcript has a single exon. Bases 1 to 819 code for a protein of 272 amino acids. NCBI's taxonomy places the organism in Eukaryota, Fungi, Basidiomycota, Malasseziomycetes, Malasseziales, Malasseziaceae. Gene Ontology annotation, biological process: ubiquitin-dependent protein catabolic process.
AUGUCGCGCCGGUACGACUCGCGCACGACGACAUUUUCGCCAGAGGGUCGGCUGUACCAGGUUGAGUAUGCGAUGGAGGCCAUCUCUCACGCGGGCACCGUGCUCGGCAUCCUUGCGGAGGACGGCGUCGUGCUUGCCGCUGAAAAGAAGGUCACCAGCAAACUGCUGGAGCAGGAUAAGAGCAGCGAGAAGAUCUUCCAGCUCAGUGGCAACGUGCUGGCGGGUGUGGCCGGCAUGACGGCGGACGCGAACUCACUGGUCAACUAUGCGCGCAAUGAGGCGCAAAAGUAUCUGCUUUCCUACGACGAUGACAUCCCCGUGGAGCAGCUGGUGCAGCGCGUGUGCGACUUGAAGCAGGGGUAUACACAGUUCGGAGGCCUGCGUCCCUUUGGUGUGUCGCUGCUGUAUGCAGGCUACGACGCGCACCAUGGCUUCCAGCUGUACCAGUCCGACCCAUCGGGCAACUACUCCGGCUGGAAGGCGACGUGUGUGGGCAUGAACAACGGCACCGCCACGAGCCUGCUGAAGCAGGACUACAAGGUCGACAUGAGUGUCCAAGAGGCCCUCGGCCUCGCGGCGCGCGUGCUGAGCAAGACCAUGGAUACGACGGCGAUGGAGAGCGACAAGCGUACGUCCCCCUAUCUGACACCAGUGGAAUUCGCCAUUCUCCGGCGGCGUGCACAGCCUGCAGACGCGCCACUGCUCCAUAUCCUGUCGCCGAGCGAAAUUGACCGUGUGCUCGAGCGGCACGGGCUCGCGAAGCAGGGCGAGGGCGCGGACGCGCCGAAAAAGAGCGAGUCGAUGGCGGUGGACGCUUAG